Molecule: messenger RNA, 8090 nt
Organism: Anopheles moucheti
Lineage: Eukaryota; Metazoa; Arthropoda; Insecta; Diptera; Culicidae
Gene: CycG
Product: cyclin G
Exons: 7
Coding region: 710-2365 (551 amino acids)
Biological process (GO): regulation of cyclin-dependent protein serine/threonine kinase activity; mitotic cell cycle phase transition
Cellular component (GO): nucleus; cytoplasm; cyclin-dependent protein kinase holoenzyme complex
Molecular function (GO): cyclin-dependent protein serine/threonine kinase regulator activity
Source: RefSeq, a predicted model, not a curated record
UGAAGUUUGCGGCUAUCUAACAAAAUAAAACACCCCUCAAAUACCAAUAAUGCAGUGAAAAAAGUGAGGUGGAACGCGGAUAGGACGCGCGCUCCAUGGCCGAAUCAUCGUUCUGAAGGACUCUUUUGGUAAAAACGGACCCCAAGCAUCGUCCCCCGGAACUAUUCACAGGAAAACGGCAUACACACGCAUAUCGACUCCCGGAGCCAGGCUGGAAUGAAAUACGAUAACUGAAACUACCCCUAGCAACAACACACAACUUCAUCAAACAAGAACGCUGUGAGGCAAAUUUUCAACUCCCCAAACUGACGCAACAUUUUCAACGACAAUUUCUAAAUACGAAAAUUGAAAACCAUUAGUGGAGAGAUAGCAACAGCAGCAGUACAAAACACUGCACGCACACACAGCAAACGCAUGUGUGGAGACCCAAUCAGCGUAGCAGAGUGUGCGUGAACGUGGGGCAACCCUCGACACUUGUGGAGAGAGACCAGAGCUCAUCGCACCAACACAUCCACGCAAACUCUACACAGCGCAACGCAGCGACCGAAUGUGCUAGAUUCAGCAGCUCAAGCCCGACCAACUCUCCACACGGGUCGUCAUUGUAGAAUCUAAUACCGAAUUGAAUAGUUCUUUUUGGCUGGACACUGGGGUGACGCAAAAGUGAGAGCCACAAUCACGGAAGCAUCCGGGUACUAGGCCAGCCCUCAGUAUGUCUGUCCCUGUGAGCUGCUACUCUGUCGAUAGCAUGAACAACAUCGACCAGCAGCCCAUCGGCAUCGGCGGCCACGGUCUACACACGUCCACCUCCACCCACCUGAUGAUGAUGGAGGAUGACGAUGACCGCCAGCCAAUGAUGAUGAUGAGCCCACCGACAACCGUUCAUGCGCACGACCAGACGAUGCAUCACGAUCAGCGGAUGUUGUCAGAGGAGGGCCGGCUUGGGACACCGGAUGCUGCUGAUGGAGUUCUGUUGGCGUCGCACGACUGUCGCCGCGGUGGCACCACUGUCACCGGCAGCGGCGGCUCCAUGCACUCAUCGGGCCCGGGCAGCGAAAGCACCAGCUAUCACUACCCGCCGCAUCAUCACCACCACCAUCACCACCGAAACCACCCGAUGAUGAUGGAUACCGCCGCGGACGGCACGGCAUGCGCCAAUCAUGACGAUGGCCAGGACUUAGUCGGAGCUGCCGGGGCAGCGGCAGCGGCUAAGUGCACCUCACCACAUAAGCACACCACCAACACUGCAUCAUCUUCAUCAUCAUCUUCAUCGGCACCAUCAGCAACAUGUAACGGCACCAUCAUCGGAGCAGCAGCAGCACCAGCAACACCAGCAAUGCCAGCACAGACAUUCGAGGAGAUGAUGGCUAAGCUGAGUGAACUGCUCGCCCUGGAACCGAAGUACCAACCGAACCUUUACCUGCCGCAACAAUCAGUCAAUGGUGAAAUCACGAUCGGCACCCGCGAUGGAGCUGCCCAUGUGCUGCGCUGCCUGAAGGUUUGGUACGAGCUACCGAACGAUGUCCUGUUCGCUGCCAUUAACUUGGUUGAUCGCUUCCUGACCAAGAUGAAGGUCCGUCCGAAGCAUAUGGCGUGCAUUUCGGUCAGCUCCUUCCAUCUGGCAGUGCAGCAGCUCAGCAUGCCGAUCAUCGACACCGAGGAUCUAAUUGCUAUUUCGCAGUGCCGUUGCACGUCUCGCGAUCUGGUGCGAAUGGCGGACAUUGUUGCCAACAAGCUGGGCGUCCAGAUGAACUUGGCCCCGGUAACGGCACUCUCGUUCAUCCGGCUGUUUUACUACAUCUUUGAGAAGGCUGCAAAUGCGCUCGGGCUGUCGGAAAUCUUCAAAUCAGCCAUCUCACUAGCCGAUCUGGAGAUGCGGCUAGAAAUCCUGGCGUGCGACGCUAGCUGUGCUAGCAUUCGCCCGUCCGAGUUGGCGCUCGUGAUGAUCUUCACCCAGAUGGAUGUGUACGUUAGCGCGAACAAGGACAACGGUCUGGUACAUCAGCAGAUUCACGAUCUCGUUGACUACGCCAUCCAGCUGCAGAAAUUCUGUCGAAUCCCGGACAGCAGCUUCCUUUACAGUCACAGUAUUGUGACGAAGAUUCUAUCGCUUUACAACGGUCAGCAUAAGAUCCCGUACAAGCAGCGGCUAGUAUGGAAACUUUCAUCCCGUACUAUGCGCGUGCUGCGUCCUACUGACAAGUUGACCUCCUAUUUGCCAACGAUUGCCGAACAUCAUCAUACCCAUGGUCACAUGAGCAACAACAAUCUUAGAUUCAGAACUGGCAGCGUAAGCUCCGAAGACGAUGGAGAAGAUUGGCCAACAUCGCCGAUCGUAGCAGUUUGUGAACAGUUUGUUGACGAGUAAAUGAUCAAACUCGAACGAUCGAAUCGCGUCAACACUUACGCGCGCACAACACUCUCUGUUUUCUCCUACAUAUUAGUGGUUUACUUUCGGAUCGAGUCGUACAUGGUGUGGAGGAAAAUGGUGUUUCAGAACAAAACUCCCAACUCCGCUUCCAAUCGCGAGCGAUUACGAGGUGGAGAGACAGAGUGUCUGCAUGAAAAUAGUAAAAACACCCCUAUCACAAUACUGUUAUUGCGAAACAGGAUGAACCGUUUGAACACCACUCUCUACGGCUGACCGUGUGUUACAUCGGUGUUACUAACCCAAUGCAGAUUUGCUUUACGCUGUGAAGAAAUUUAAAGGAUCCCUGACCAUCCUUCUGAAACCUGACCUACCAUCGAACAAGGUGGACAAUAUUGCUAGGAGGGAAAAAAAACAUGGUUGGGUAAGAUGGGGACAAAAAGGAUAAUAUGCUACCUUUCCGUAGCAUUCUCCGUAUGUGAUAACACCAUCACCAGCUGCAAGAAGAAACAAGAAUCAAAGAAGUGAUAAAUAUGCUGUUACAAAUGUUGACCAAGGCAUCGUGGCAAUACGCAUAAGCACAUACCCAAAGAAACGAUUCCAGCAUGAUUGCACACCGAGAGAGAGAAAUUCGUUGCUUUGGUUAGAUGAACUUAUGUGACACGGUUCAGCAGCGAAUUUAACAUAAACAUCAUCGGGAACAUCAGCGGGGAAACAGCGUGUGUGGAAACGGAGACUCAUCCAACAUCAACGAUGGAGCAAACAAAGCUGCAAGUAUCGGGAAACUACUUCGGUUGGUAAUGUUAAUUUUAUUUUGUUUUCCUCCCCUUUUUUUGUAAGAGAAUGCAUAUUUCUAUAACACUUAUUUCAUUAUAUAGUGUAGAACAAAAAAGAGCAGUCAGAAAACAAAAAAGAAAAAGAAACAAUUUAAUUCGUUGGAUAAGAUCUAUGAAUCGUGUAAGGUUGAGAGUGGAGAGUUGUCGUUGUUUCGCGAUAGAAUUGGUUACAUUGACAUAACGCCUGUUUGCAGGCGGGUUUUUGCAGAACAUCAUUGAACAUUCGUAUCGUAAAAAUGGAACAAACUUUAUUUGAAAUGAAACAAAAAAACAACAAAAAUGAGCGAAAAAAUCUAAAGCAAACAAAACACACAAAAAAAAACAAUAAAAAUCUCUGAAAAGUUACGCAAAAGUAUAUGCAAGCAUAAAAAGAAAGAUAAAAGGAAAAUCAAAAAAAGUACAAAAUAUACAAAACGGUUUAAAAAAAUCCCUAGCUGAUAAGUUGUGUAGGGUUUAAAAUGGCAAUUACACAAGCAAGUGACAUUUAAUAACCAGAGCACAACUGUGUUUUGUGAAGGUGAAUCUCUUUUGAGCAAACUGCUAGCGUGCACACACGUUUCAACGAAAAAAACAUAAAUGGACGCAAUUAGUUUGCUGAAAAUAGCAUUCGCCACCAUCAUAAGGGUUAAAGUGCGUACGAUUAUUAAGGAAUCAUACACGUUUCAAUGGAACACGGAACGACGAGAAUUACGCGACGCUCAAAUGAUGAUAAGAAAGGAGAAGAAGAGAAAGAGAGAGAGAGAAACACGAAAACAGAACAGGAAACAUAUUUGCAAGCAAAGAAAUAGCGAACAUCUUGGAAAGUUUGUGCUUUUGCAGUAUACAGAAGAAAGCAAAAUGAGAGAGAGAGAUAAAAAGAAGAUAGAGGGAGCAUUUUUUUGUUUAUGUUUACAAAUGUUAUUUUGUUUUGUACCAACAACACGAACUGUCUGGAAUAAUAUUGAUUUUCUCGUUUGUUUUGUUUUUUAAAGAACAGAAUUUCAAUACAACGAUUGCAACGAUUUUUAUUGGAGCAACCGAAAGAAAACAGGCAAACAAGCGCGUGAAGGCAGAUGAAACAUAAACAAAAUCCACGGAAACUAAUGUUGAAGAACCUACCAUCUCAGCCACAAGUAAACGAGAGAUAUACCUUUUGAAAGCUCGUAUUGAUCGUAAAGCCAGUAACUGAAUGUGUUAUUAGUGUUUAAAACCAGAACAGUGAAUUACAGACAAAAAACCUAUACCAGACAGAGUGAAAACAGCGCAAGUUCCGGCCAUUCGCGAUGAACAGAUGUGGCUGGUGGAAAGCAGAGACACGGUGGGUGGUUUUCUAGGGAACAGGCAAUUAGUUUGUUCAGCAUACAGUGUUUCGUUUGUAGCAUACCUGUUGCGAAAAGUAUUUCAUCGAAACGACCGAAAGCAAUAGUGUUUCUUACUUUAUCCUUGCUUUCCUUUUUUGCAGUAUGCGAAACGAGUUUAGGUUCCAGAUUUGUGGACCGUGUAAACCCCAAAGCUGUGCUGCAAAUAACCGUACAUUUUAUGAAACUCUAGUGAAAUUUGCGAAAUCGUCUAAUGAAGAAUUAGAUAUCAAAUAAUAGUCAAAUACACACACACUAUUAUCUUCUACGACGGUAAACGACGAAACAAUCCUCUGAACCGAGCAAAGCGAAAAUAUCAAAUAGCGAGGUAUAAAAUACGAACGUGUGGCCCGUCUCAAGAUUUGUUGUUUCUUGCAUCUUGCGUGAAACAUUAAACGCGAAAAUUAAUGCCAAACUAAUACAGCGUCAGAAACAGCAACAUAUGUAAUGUAAACGUAAGACAAGCUUUCCCUGUUUUUAGCAGAUCAUUAUGUCUCCCCGGUGUUGUAGUAGCACGUGUUGUUUGUAGAAUUGUGUAUGUUUUCGUUAAAUGUACAAUAAGAAGGAUGUAGAAGAGCAUUGUCAAAAAGGAAACACUUAUGCGAACAAACAGAAAAGAAUGGACAAACGGUAGAACAUGUGCAAGAGCGAAGAAGGUCGUCUAAACUUUCCACUGCUACCAUCUUCUUACACUGUACCCCCGGAACAAGAUUGAUGAUUUGUUUAACAUGACAGAAAAAAGGUUCACAUUUUUUUUUAAUACAAAUCGCUGCAUUUUGCGUGUGUCCAUUCCUCCGAGGCACGAAUUUGUGAAGGCGUAUGCCCGUUGGAUCAGUCUGCAAACUGUUCGGCGGGGGCCUUACCGUGUUGUUGCUCCACGUUCGCCCAAUCUUAUUAAGUACGGUGAAAUUGAACCUUUUUUUUAUAAAGCAAAACAUUGAAAAGAAACCGCAAUUGAUCUCGAAUAUAUAAUGUAUCCACGUUCGUUUUUUUUUGCUUGCUGAGAAGUAGAACGAACGUAAGCGCGCAGAUUCUUUAUGUGUGUGUGUAUCUGUGUGUCUAUCCUUGUUUCCUUGUGCUUAAUACACAUACAGCAGCUUGGUGGAACGAGCACACCAGUAAGAAGUUUGAUUUACGCUAGUUAAACUUAAAAAAAACAAAAGAAACAGGGACACAAACAAAAGAUUGUGACAUUACUAAAACACAGGACACAUUCCGAGUGAUGAGUCUUGCAAAACAACAAAAAACACCAUCACCGUUAACCCGUGUGUGUAAUAAAGGGUGCCGAAAACCCGCAAAGUAGCGACGAAAUGGCGGCAAAACGUAACAAAAUGAGCAAGCGCGCGAGAAGGACGCGCGUGUGCGUGCUGGUCGAACAUACACACGCGAACAUACAAAAACAAAAAACGAACGUUAGGAAAAAAGAAGUAUUUUUUAUCUGAUAAAUAAGAUUAAUUUAUGAGAAACAAAAACAAACGAUACACGGCGGUAGAGAAGAGUUUUGUAGCAGGAGAAGAAGAAAAUGUGAUUAAAUUUAUUUAAAGUGAAGCAAGUGGAGAAAACAAAAGAUCGAAACAAAUGAAGCAAAAGCAAAGGGGACAACUAGCAAAGUGAUAGAGAGAGAGAGUUAUAGGAAAAUGCUGAUGGUGAACUUCGUUCGAACCAUCUAAAACAGAGUGGACACGUAGAUGAGCGAAUCGAACAGGUUGAGGAAAAGAACGAGGGCAUAAAACGUAGUGAAGUGUGUGGGGCAAACGCGUUCGAGUAAUACGAACGCGUUAGCGCAGUCUUUUAGUGCACGGAGAUGUUGGGAAUAAUGUAGACAUUGUUUGUUCUAGCGCCCGGAAAUGGAUGUGUUUUGAUGUGGUUCCGUCUCGUGGGAUCAUCAUCACCUUUCAGCUAGUAUUGGCAUACAUUUUUAUCCUAUUUAUUGUUUUGUUUCCUGAUGAUGCCUCAGCUGGAAGGAAAUGAUUUUGUUUUCGUACAGUGAAGUUUCAACACAAGUCUUCACUCUUAAUUGCAUUGAAAAGCCCUCCCUUUUCUUUGACCUAUUCGGAAAAUAAAAAGGUUCAAGCAUCCUAGAGAAAGCAAACUUUUGUAAGCGCAUGCGAGAGACGCAACAGAUAAUUUAACAAACAAACAAAAAAACCAUGCUCUCACACGUUCCACGCACACUCAUUCUCAUCCUGAACGUGCAAACAUGUACAGCAACCUGGUGGGGGAUGUCGGGCAAUUAUGCACCAUGCGUCAAAUUGUAAGGAAACAGACGGUGGAACAAUCAUUAUUACUAGUUCCAUACUCAUCUAUCGGUUUUUAAAUUUGACGGGGCACACAUACGCAAGGGAACAAUUCUUGUUGCUGUAGAAUGAUUUGUAGCUAAACACGCGACAAUCGAUAGAACCCGAGCGUACUCGACAUUCAAUUAUCGCGUCUAUCCCCCUCCAUCCUGCUGUGCCCGAUAAUCCAAACCGACAGGAUUUUGCUUCAUUUUUUUUCGAUAUUGUUAAAAUGAUGCACUUUAUUAUUAUGUUGAGUAAUUUUAUAAAUCCCACCUCUUUCAAGAUACUACUACCUUCUUUAUUUUUUUGUAAAUUAUUUCUUCUACACCAUCCCCCUCACACCGGUGGGAAAGAUUUUAAACGAAUUAAAUUAUUUAUUACAAACAAAAACUGCCCCCCUCCCGCCCCCGAGAAUCCCUUACCCUGAAUCCAACAUCCCCUAGAAACAUCCUUAACGAAAAGAGCCCCCAAUAGCUUGAUGAUGGUGUAAAUGCAGACAAAAUGCAAAAACACGUGCAGUUUGCCAUCAUAUAUCGAAUCGAUGUGUGUGCGUGCCGAGACGUGCAUGUGUGGAAAAGUGCAUCGGAAGGACGCGUAUAUCAUGUAGUAGGAAAAGAGAGAAGAGGAGGAGAAGAAAACAACAGAAGCCUUAGAAGAAGAGUAUAAAAUGGCCGAAGGUGUGGAUAAAUAGUCAGCUCAAAUUGAAAAGAAGCACCAGUAGGAUAUAACGAGAGAAAGAGGAAACAUGAAGGAAACAUGAUAACAAAGUGAAGAGGAGAAAAGCAUACAAACACACAAGAGUGCGCGCACUAUCUGUCGUAAUUCUCGUUCGUUUCAUUGGUAAUAGUAAUUUUUUGUAUAUUUUUAACUCUAUAUUAUCUUUAGUGAUUUAGUGCGGUUAAGUAUUCCACCUUCACACAACAACUCUACGACCCCAGAUUUUUCCUUUCCAAGAAUGAGAUGCAAUUCGCAAAAUGACUUGUGCAAUCAUUUCCCCCCCAAACUUGGUACACCUGAGAGGCGAGGUUCAUAGAACGCGAUAUAAUGGGGUGGAAAAAGAAAACUCAUCCACCCGAUCGGAUGAUUAACCAGUCUCCCCUUUCCUUUUGUCUCGGAAUAGCUUGUAAGUGUGGGCAGAGAACGUGUGAAAGAUAAAAAACAGUACAUGCCCAUCCAUCGGAAGAUUGUCCCAAAUAUUUCAAGAGCUCCGAUAGUAGCAAACAGGUCCCAAAUUUAUUCAGUAUCUAUAUUUCUCUCUUCACACACACACACA